GCGCCGCACCGGGCGUCUCCGUAUUUAAAAGGAUUGUUUCUAGGUUUUCUCUUUUAAUUUGUCAGCAGGGUUUAGGGGAGAAGGAGGAGCAAGCAAUCCGGACCCCUUUUUCUCUAGGGCUGUAGAUAUCAAUCUCUCCCAAACAAAAUGGCUUUCUGGGGAGUCGAAGUGAAACCCGGAAAUCCUUUCACUCACAUAUUUGAUGGCUUGAAGGGACGCCUUCACGUUUCAAUGGCCACACUGGGGAAUGGGACUGCGACGAAAAAAAGCACACUUCAGUGUAAUGUGGGAAACAAGAGUCCUGUAUAUCUAUGCUCCUUGUUUCCUGAGAAGGCUGAGUCAUUGCAAAUAAAUGUGGAGUUUGAAGAGUGUGAGGAAGUCAUCUUCUCAGUUCUUGGCCCUCGGAGUGUUCACCUAUCUGGCCACUAUCUUCCUCGUCAUCAACAUCACAAUUUUGAUGAUGAUAAUUCAGAAUCUUAUGGGGAAGAUAUUGCUAAUUCCGAAACCAAGAUGUCUGUUGAUAGUGAAGAAGACAAGUAUGAAGAUAGUUUUAUUAAUGACGAGGACCCAAAAGUCUUCUCAGCUUCUCCUGUUCUUGAUAGUGAAGAGGAGCUUUUGGAUGAGCAUAAACCUCAUAAUGGCAAGGGCCAUCGAAGACGACUUCGGAAGAUGUACCAAGUGAGUGAGUCGGAAGUGGAGGGUGAAGAUGAUGACAGAUGCCUAACUUCCUCUUUGUACAAGACAAAAUCCGGUACUAGAAACACAACAGAGGAAGUUGAAGAAAAAGUUGACAAGAGAGCCGUAGAUACCACUACUAGCAAUGAAACAGAGGAUGGUGUCUUUAAUGCUACUGAAACAAUGAAUGAUGCUGAUAAUGUGGAUGUAGAUGGUCAGUUGAAAAGGCGAUUUGACCUGCCAGUAGAUACCUUCCUACCUUCUUCUGAAGAAGGCCUUGAAAUUGGUGGAACACCAAAGAAAAAUAGGAAAGAACGGCUGGAUGAUAAAGCACUUGAAUAUGGUUUUUGUGAAAAAGAGGACAAAGCCCAAAUUGUUGAAAUCAAGGUUGAAAGUAGGACCCAAAAUUUGUGUGUGGAGGAUGGACAAGAACAGAGGGUGGCCAAUCAUAUCAGCGCACUUGAAGGGCCAGAUGAUUUUUCAAGGCAUUCAACAGAGGUCAACCUUGAAAAUUGUGGAAAACUGAAGAAAAAAAGGAAAGAGCGGCCAGAGGAUACAGCACUUAAAGCUGGUAUCCUUGAAAAGGAGGAUGAAAAAGCCCAGAAAGAUGACACCAGAGCCAAAAAUAGGAUCCAAAAUUUGUGUGUGGAGGAUGGACAAGAACAGAUGGUGGCCAACCAUAUCCGUGCACCUGAAGGGCCAGAUGAUUUCCCAAAGCCUUCAACAGAGGUCAACCUUGAAAAUGGUGGAAAGCUGAAGAAAAAAUGGAAAGAACGGCCGAAGGAUAAAGCAUUUGAAAAGGUGGACGAAGCCCAGAAAGAUGACACUAGAGCCCAAAUACAGACCCAAAUUUUGUGCGUUGUAGACCGACAAGAACAGAAGGUGGCCAAACAUAUCAGUGUACUUGAGGGUCCAGAUGAUUUGUCAAAGCCCACAGUAGAGGUCAACCUUGAAAAUGGUGAAAGGCCAAAGAAGAAAAGGAAGAAGCGUGAGGAGGGGAAAAUAUUGGAGAUUGUCUGCACUAACCUUGAUGAUGUUGUUAAAGAGGAUAAAGGGCAGCAGGAUGAGGCAAAGGGUGGCAUCUGCCCAGAUCUACCUGUGAGGAGUGAGCAAAAUCAGCAGUCAGCCAAGGAUGGCAAUUCUGGCCAUGAUUCUGGUAGAUUUGUUGAUGGUCAAUCUGAUGAAAAGAAAGUUAAAAAGAAGAAGAAGAAAAGUAAAACUGAAGCACAUGAGGUAGCUGCGAACACAGAUGUGCCUCUCUUGUCAGCAGAAGAUAAUGUGAAUGCCAAGUCAUCUCAAGUUAAGACCUUCCCAAGUGGAUUAAGUAUUGAGGAGUUAGAAGCUGGAAAACCGGAUGGCAAAGUUGCCACAUCGGGGAAAAAGAUAAGUGUUCACUAUGUAGGCAAGUUGAAAGAGAAUGGCAAGGUAAUCGACUCCACUGACGGCAGUGCUCCUUACAGGUUUCGCUUAGGCAAAGGAGAAGUUAUAGAUGGUUGGGAUGUUGGCAUUGAUGGUAUGCGAGUUGGUGAAAAAAGAAGACUUGUUAUACCCCCGUCAUUGGCCUAUGGGAGUAGAGGAGAUGGUGCAGGUAUACCACCAAACUCAUGGCUGGAAUAUGAUGUUGAAUUAGUGAAAGCUCAUUAAGCGAUCAAUUCUACAGCGUUUGGUACCGGCCUCUGUAUUUUGUUUGCGCAUAUCGUCUUUUUGAGAUUUUUCUCCCCUUCUCAUCGGUACGAGAGGAAAAAAAAUGAGGGAGUAACAACAGGGUUGGGUAUAGUUUUCAAAUGUAUGGGAACAGCCUCGAGAUUUUGCAAUAGAAAGCUGGCUUUUGGGAUGAUUCUGUAAACGUUUUGCUCUGGUCUAAUCAAAGUUGUAAUUUCCAUUUA
Molecule: messenger RNA, 2561 nt
Organism: Pyrus x bretschneideri (Chinese white pear)
Lineage: Eukaryota; Viridiplantae; Streptophyta; Magnoliopsida; Rosales; Rosaceae
Product: peptidyl-prolyl cis-trans isomerase FKBP43
Exons: 14
Coding region: 148-2319 (723 amino acids)
Molecular function (GO): peptidyl-prolyl cis-trans isomerase activity
Source: RefSeq, a predicted model, not a curated record